UUUUUUUUUUUGGUAUCGUGUUGUCUGCCAAUUGAGUUUGCUUUACCCAUUGUCUUACUGCCUGGACUUCCUUGGCGUGAAGAUUACCCCUAUUUUACUUGAAUGCCAAGCUCAACAGUAGUAUAUCACUCUACUUCAUCAGACCUGGCGUCAACCUUACCCAAUCCAAAGUCCUCAACAACAUCUAAUUUGAAAAUGUCUGUAACCAUGGCCUUGAGCGAGCAACGCCCAUAUGAUAGCCAACCGAAGCAACAGUCGUUGCACAAUUCUCCAUACGAUCAAUCGCAUUCUUAUCAACAGUCCUCAAAUGACCCGGCAUAUCACCAGCAACACCAGUCUCAACAUCAGCCUCUGCUUCCUCGAGGUUUUCACAUCUCUGUCAAACCAGAGUCAAAGGACUCCAGUAUGGACUCUAGCCAUUACCAACCCUCUCCUUAUGACCAUCAGCACUACAGAAGCCAUAGACGGAUGCUCGAUGACGAUGAUGAGGAUGAAGAUGACGAAAUCGAGGAUGACGAUGAUGACGACCAUCCUGGCUAUCAGAGUACCUAUCAUUCUGCCUACAAUACCGCGUACAACAGCGCCUGUAAUAGUGAGAGCGAGGACGUCAACAUGGAAGGCGUGACAAUAAAGGAGGACAAUCCUGAUCAGGACAUGAUAGAUCCACCUUCCUCUUCUGCAUCUUCUUCUUCUUGCUCUCUUCCUUCCACUUCUCGCCAUUCACACAUUUCAACUCUGGGAUAUCAACCACACUACCUUUCGUCACAACCUCAACAAGCCCAAGCGUCUCAACAGCAUUAUCAGCAUCAACAGCACACGUCUCAUUCGCAAGUCCAAUCCUCACCAUCCUCCUCUUCCUCUCCAUCUUCAUCCAACAACAAAACAGCGACAGCUGUGCAAGCCCCGCUAGUUAAUAUUAAACCACGGCCUACCCUUAGACCUCUACUACCCUCAAGACCCACGAGUCCUCAACCCAUCUGUCUCACUCGUUCCGGUGCCCAGUCCUCUGACAUGAAUGUCUCCAAGGACAGCUCGCCUAGCAGCAAAUCCUCGACAUCGGUCAACACCUCUAGCUCUGGUACAGCAACGACAUCCACAGGCAAGACGCGUCAGUCUGCAUACAAGAUUAACGGCCUCAACAUCCUCAACAGGAAUAGUCUCGAUAGUCGUACCGCCCUCGAAAUGAUUCGCCGUCGACGAGAAAACCAUAACCAUGUUGAACGUCGUCGACGUGAUACACUCAACUCGACUAUCUUACAAAUCGCCGAGAUCUUGCCCAAUUGCUCUUCGACUGCCAAGCUUAACAAGGGUACAAUCCUUCGAUUAGCAUUGGAGCAUCUUCGGGCACUUCAUACUGAGAAUCAUUCACUGAGAUCAGAGAAUGCUGCCCUGCGUUUCUUCUACCAGGGUUCGCAGAUGCGUCGUAAUGGCCCAAAUGGCCCACAUUCUGGUCCUUCUCACACCAAUCCGCAGCAUCCACAGCCGGCUGCACGUGGAAGCGCCACAUCUGCUAGCGGAAUAAGCACCCCACCCAUCAUCCCAGGACCUGGUCAAGGAACCAUUCCAAGCUUGGCUCCAAUGGGUUCAUCUACGCAGUCACACACACAAUUUGGCUCAAAUGUCACGUUAUCGUCUGUUCCUGGCUCUGUCUCCAACAGCCCUCCUGAACAGCAUUCAUCAUCAAGCAGUGCUGCGACCAAGAGACCAGUGUCGACAAGCGGACAUCUUCAUCCUAUCUUGCCCAAGAGUCAGGCAUCAAAAGUCUCGCCUUCGUCGAGUCCUCGUCCUAGACUCCUGCCACAUCCUUUCACUGGCAUAAAGUCUUUCAAUGACAUUCAUGUCGGGCCAUCACCAAUGUCCAGUCCCUGUUCUUCGCCACCUCUAGCGCCCAUGGCUCCUCACCCACAGACAUCUGUCAACUCCAAUGCUUUAGCAAGUGCUCUUCCUACAGUGCCUGCUAGUCAUCAUCAUUCAGCCGCAGUUUCUGCUGCUGCUGCUGCUGCUGCCGCUGCCGCCGCCGCCGCCGCGGCAGCAGCAGCGGCAACGGUAUCAGUCUCUGGGACAGGAGCAUCAAGUUCGUCUUUUGGUAGUAGCGGCAACCGAUCGCUUUUGCCAUCAGAAACUUUGGCUGCUCGCGAUCAAAAAACCGGUAGUGGUGGUAGCGGCCAUGCUGGCAACUAUAGCUCGCAGUUGCCUGCGCUGCCAAUGGUCGCUACCACUGGGGCUGGAUCCGACAAGAGCCGGAAGCAUUCUGCGCAUUCGACGCACUCAUCCAUCUCUUCGGCACCCUCUUCUGGAACACCUUCUGCGACGACUUCUCCCUAUACCUCGCCCUAUCCUGCUCCUGCUGGACAUAGCCAUCCUCAACAACAGUAUGCUUCUCAGCAGCAUCAGCAUGCACAGUAUCCUCCUCACCACCAUCCACAGGGGUCUGGAAUCGUACUUCCAUCGAUUGGUACUGUCACGAACCCGUCGAGUCCCAUGACAUCGCCCCAUCACGGCCCAUUUCAGGGGACUUCUUUACCCCCACCUACUCCAAUGACUCUCCCAGCUCCCGUAGUUGGCCAUGACUUGUAUGGAAAGCAAUACCCGCAUCCAAGCCACAGCCACAGCCACAGCCACAGCCACAGCCAUAACCAUAGCCAUAGCCAUAGCCAUGGCCAUAACUAUAACCAGACGUCUCAUUCUCAUUCUCAUGCUCAUCCUCACCAUAGUCAUGGUGCUCAUACUCAUUCACAAGUUUCUUUACACGAAGGCUUGCCUACUUUACCUCCUUUGGCACCACGUUAAUCUUUUUGAUCUUUCCUUUAACGUUUGCUUUUUUGGGAAUAGUCUUGCAAUCCCAUGUACAACCAGUGUCUUUUAUGACUUUUUAUUAUUUAAUGUCCUGCAUAAACCUU
Messenger RNA from Lobosporangium transversale, 2900 nucleotides. RefSeq lists its product as hypothetical. The record is from RefSeq and is a predicted model, not a curated record. Gene Ontology annotation, molecular function: DNA-binding transcription factor activity; protein dimerization activity. Gene Ontology annotation, cellular component: nucleus. Lineage: Eukaryota; Fungi; Mortierellomycota; Mortierellomycetes; Mortierellales; Mortierellaceae. Bases 103 to 2790 code for a protein of 895 amino acids. The transcript is spliced from 2 exons.